CGCCAGGGCUGCGUUUAAACCUGCCACCUCCAGCAUAUGGGGCUGGGUUUGAGCCCAGCACCUCCGGCACAUGGGGCCAGUGCCCUACCCCUUUGAGCCACAGGUGCUGCCCCAGUUUUUUCAAUUUUAGGAAGAACACUAGCUUUUCCGAAAGUUCUCAUCACAGGUGUGAGGGAUCACAGAGAUCUUUUAGGGGGACCAGAAGUUCUCCUGCCUUGCUGUUUUUCUAGCAGAAGCCUCUGCUGUAGUGCAUUGCUCGGUUCUCUUCAAGUGAAAAAUUAAAUCUGCAUUCCUGUCAAAAUGUGUCAUGUGUACAACCAGACACUCAGCACAGUUCACUGUACUUUACCCAGAGUCCAGGCUUACACACCCUCCCGCCCCUUUCAAGGUCUCGGAAGGCCAGAUGUUUGGGAGGAGCUGAAUAACCGUGUCCAGGGACUGUCUGACAAAGCCGGCUCUUGGAGUUCCACCGGAGCCUUGGUGCUAUGAAAAGAGCUAGUGCCGGUCCACCUCCCGGGUGUGAAUCAAACUCCCCGGUUGGGCCUUAGGGAGAAAAUUCAUGAAGGACACAGUCAGCCCUGUAGAACUUGCGAAAUACAUAUUAGAACCGGAGGUGUGCGUGUGAAGGGGGAAGCGGGAUCUUUCCGGAGGCUUUCCUUUGAAGUCCUUUUUUCCUUUGUACCCCGAGACCGGGUUCUUUGAAUGUAAACUCUCAGAAAGGAUGGGGCUGCUCGGCGGCGCCUGUGGCUGAGGGAGAGCAGCGGCUGCGGGCGCAGGGGAGCGGCGGCGUCGCGAAAGCGGCCGAGGUGCGAGCCGGAGCAAUGCAGCAAGUCUUGGAAAACCUUACAGAGCUGCCCUCAUCUACAGGAGCAGAAGAAAUAGACCUAAUUUUCCUCAAAGGAAUUAUGGAGAAUCCUAUUGUAAAAUCACUUGCUAAGGCUCAUGAGAAGCUAGAAGAUUCAAAACUAGAAGCUGUCAGGGACAAUAACUUGGAAUUAGUCAAUGAAAUCCUUGAAGACAUCACUCCUCUAAUAAAUGUGGAUGAAAAUGUGGCGGAGCUGGUUGGUAUACUCAAAGAGCCUCACUUCCAGUCACUGUUAGAGGCCCAUGAUAUUGUGGCAUCAAAAUGUUAUGAUUCACCUCCAUCGAGCCCAGAAAUGAAUAAUUCUUCUAUCAAUAAUCAGUUACUACCAGUAGAUGCCAUUCGUAUUCUUGGUAUUCACAAAAGAGCUGGGGAGCCAUUGGGUGUAACAUUUAGAGUUGAAAAUAAUGAUCUAGUAAUUGCCCGAAUUCUUCAUGGAGGAAUGAUAGAUCGGCAAGGUCUGCUUCAUGUUGGAGAUAUUAUUAAAGAAGUUAAUGGCCAUGAGGUUGGAAACAAUCCAAAGGAAUUACAAGAAUUAUUGAAAAAUAUUAGUGGAAGCGUAACCCUAAAAAUUUUACCAAGUUAUAGAGAUACCAUUACUCCUCAACAGGUAUUUGUGAAGUGUCACUUUGAUUAUAAUCCACACAAUGAUAACCUGAUACCCUGCAAAGAAGCGGGACUGAAGUUUUCCAAAGGAGAAAUUCUUCAGAUUGUAAACAGAGAAGAUCCAAAUUGGUGGCAGGCUAGCCACGUAAAAGAGGGAGGAAGCGCUGGUCUCAUUCCAAGCCAGUUCCUGGAAGAGAAGAGAAAGGCAUUUGUUAGAAGAGACUGGGACAAUUCAGGACCUUUUUGUGGAACUCUUAGUAGCAAAAAAAAGAAAAAAAUGAUGUAUCUCACAACCAGAAAUGCAGAAUUUGAUCGUCAUGAGAUCCAGAUAUAUGAGGAGGUAGCCAAAAUGCCUCCAUUCCAAAGAAAAACGUUAGUACUGAUAGGAGCUCAAGGUGUGGGCCGAAGAAGCUUGAAAAACAGGUUCAUAGUAUUGAAUCCCACUAGAUUUGGAACUACAGUGCCGUUUACUUCACGGAAACCAAGGGAAGAUGAAAAAGAUGGCCAGGCAUAUAAAUUUGUGUCACGAUCUGAAAUGGAAGCAGAUAUUAAAGCUGGAAAGUAUUUGGAACAUGGAGAAUAUGAAGGAAAUCUCUAUGGAACCAAGAUUGAUUCUAUUCUUGAAGUUGUCCAAACCGGACGAACUUGCAUUUUGGAUGUCAACCCACAAGCACUGAAAGUGCUGAGGACAUCUGAGUUUAUGCCCUAUGUGGUGUUUAUUGCUGCUCCAGAGCUAGAGACAUUACGUGCCAUGCACAAGGCUGUGGUGGAUGCAGGGAUCACUACCAAGCUUUUAACGGACUCUGACUUGAAGAAAACAGUGGAUGAAAGUGCACGGAUUCAGAGAGCAUAUAAUCAUUAUUUUGAUUUGAUCAUCAUAAAUGACAAUCUAGACAAAGCCUUUGAAAAACUACAAACUGCCAUAGAAAAACUGAGAAUGGAACCACAGUGGGUGCCAAUCAGCUGGGUUUACUGAUGAUUCAGUAAGGUUAACAAUUAAAGUUAGAUUUUUUAAAAGUGACUGCAACAAAUAAACCUUCUGCUGAGAAAAUACAUGCACAGAUAGAAGAAAUCUGCCAAGUCCAGGCAUUUUUAUUGUAUAGAUUAAAAUAACAGUACACUAUUCUGAAUUUUUAUAUAAAAUGUGGUUGGGAAGGUGUACUAAUAUAUAAUUUAUCUUAAUUUUUCUAACUUUUUAUGGGUAAUCUUUCUAUUCAUAUCAUAAAAAAAUGCGUUGAAGCA
This is a messenger RNA of Nycticebus coucang (slow loris), 2710 nucleotides long. It is a transcript of the gene PALS2, whose product is annotated as protein associated with LIN7 2, MAGUK p55 family member. Gene Ontology annotation, molecular function: protein binding. The transcript is spliced from 13 exons. Gene Ontology annotation, cellular component: cell-cell junction; plasma membrane. The record is from RefSeq and is a predicted model, not a curated record. The coding region runs from base 822 to 2444 and encodes 540 amino acids. Lineage: Eukaryota; Metazoa; Chordata; Mammalia; Primates; Lorisidae.